AUGCGCAUUCGGCUGCAGGGGACGCCCCCGUGGCUAGCAGCAGCAGCAACGGAGAACCACCAGCCAGCAGCAGCAGCAGCAGCAGCAGCAGCACCGGCGGCAGCAGCAAACGCACAGCUGGCCACGACAGGGGCGGGAGCAGCAGCAGCAGCAACAGCAGCAACAGCAGCAGCAGCAGCAGCACGAAAUAUGACAAUGAAACUAAUUGUAACAGACACGCAACUAGCUCAGCUCUACAAACGAAUUGCAGGCAUCUAG
Molecule: messenger RNA, 258 nt
Organism: Eimeria necatrix
Lineage: Eukaryota; Apicomplexa; Conoidasida; Eucoccidiorida; Eimeriidae
Exons: 1
Coding region: 1-258 (85 amino acids)
Source: RefSeq, a predicted model, not a curated record